CACCCAUCUCACACUAGUAUAAACAUGUACCUCUAACACCAUUUCUACCCUCCCGUUCUCAUACACCCGCCGUCAACUGCCAUGACGAACCGCGCACCAAAUAUCUGGACGCAAAUGAACUACGUUCCGCCUCGCGGUCAAUGCAACUUCAAGCAAUCCGUACUCUCGCCACGAUGCCCUUGUUUGCGCUUCAUGCUACAUCCGCUCAAGUCUUCAUCCUCGUACGAAUGCGACGGCUGCACCCACCACGCCUCGUUCCAUAGCCUGGAGAACAAGAUGGAGGACGAGGUCCGGAAACGAUGGGAGCAGGAAGUGCGGGACAGGGCGGAGAAAGAAGAAGAAAGCAGGCCGAAGAAGAGGACGAGGGUUAUUGAGUAUAGGGCGCAUGAGGAGGGAAUGGAGGUUGUGGGAGGGCAGACGAAUGGGAGGAAGGGAAGAUCGGCGGGUGUCAGGACUAGGGGUAGGACUACGGACAAUGCCGACGAGGAUAUGGAGGUUGUGGAGGUGGAUUGAGGAUGUGAGGUAUGGUGUGGUUGCGAGGGCGUUUGGAGUGUUUACCUGCGUGUGAUACCCCUGAGGAUUUGUUUACGGCGCAAGGAUCAACUUACUUGACGAUCGUUCAUAGGCGACUCUCGAUUUUCCAGAUCCAGAGCAAAUAAGACUAAUUAUACGCG
Dothidotthia symphoricarpi CBS 119687 is the source of this 674-nucleotide messenger RNA. RefSeq lists its product as uncharacterized. The transcript has 2 exons. Lineage: Eukaryota; Fungi; Ascomycota; Dothideomycetes; Pleosporales; Dothidotthiaceae. The coding region runs from base 82 to 513 and encodes 143 amino acids. The record is from RefSeq and is a predicted model, not a curated record.